Stylophora pistillata is the source of this 2426-nucleotide messenger RNA. RefSeq names its product adhesion G protein-coupled receptor D1. Gene Ontology annotation, molecular function: G protein-coupled receptor activity. The record is from RefSeq and is a predicted model, not a curated record. Gene Ontology annotation, cellular component: plasma membrane. Gene Ontology annotation, biological process: cell surface receptor signaling pathway; G protein-coupled receptor signaling pathway. NCBI's taxonomy places the organism in Eukaryota, Metazoa, Cnidaria, Anthozoa, Scleractinia, Pocilloporidae.
GAGAAUAAAGAAAAAUUUCAUUCAGGGAUUAUGAAAUAGGUUGAUCCAAAACCAAACUCUAAAUACCCCAUUGCCGAUAAUUCAUUUUACUUAGAUACAGAUGAUUCAUCUCUGCCUCAUGAUAAUUCUCGUGAUUAUUCAGAUCAAUGCCGUCAGUAUCUGCUUUCAAAGUGCGUACAAAGUAAAGGAACUCGUUCAGACAGUCAGGCGUUAGAAUACUCCUGGUCUUGUGAAGAGCAUGAUGUAAUGACGAUCGGUAGCUGCCAAAUCGAGGACACACUCCUGAACUGCUGUCAAACUUAUUGUCGAGAAGGGAAUUAUACUUACACUCUAGAUAUGGGAUCAGGUCUUGAUACUAAAGUGAGAAAAGUACCUAAAGGAGUUUCCACUGAUGUUGAGAUCAGUUUUUAUAUAAAUAACAACAGCAGUGAGAGCAAAAUGGUCCAAGUUAUUAUCACCUACAAAGUGUUUAAAGACGCAGGGAGGGUUAUUGCAGUUAUAUUGCACCGAAAAGCAAGGAAUGAAGCCAGUCUUUGGAAUUAUAACGGCAGCAUCUAUACACUGAUUUCUGAUGUCGUUGGAAUUGAACUUGACCCUCCUCAGAAUGAAACUAUUCAAGAUAAAAUCAUCAUUUAUUUUAGUCACAACGAGCUGAAGAUUGAUCCAAAAAUUGUCGAAAGGCAAUGCGUCUUCUGGAUGGAGGAUUUCAACUCCACGAACGGCGGUUCGUGGUCAAGUGAUGGCUGCACGGUACUGAAUGAUUCUUCCAUGCUUUCGACUGUUUGCAGUUGUAACCACCUCACGAAUUUCGCAGUUCUAAUGCAAUACAAGGACAUUGAGGAAGGUAACAUUCCACCGGAGCACAGAAGGGCAUUGCUCAUUAUUACCUACGUUGGUUGCUCCUUAUCCCUCGUUGGGGAAGCACUGGUCAUAUUCGUCUAUGUGACAUUUAUGAAAAUUAAAGCCGAAGGAAUCCAAGUCAGGCUGAAUCUUUCCACGGCUCUGUUUCUUGCUCAGCUAGUAUUUUUAUCCGGAAUCGAUGCUACCAGCAAUAAGUCCGUGUGCAUCUUAGUGGCUGUUUUACUCCACUACUUCUAUCUGGCAGCGUUUGGAUGGAUGCUCAUAGAGGGAGUUUUUUUGUACAUAAUGAUUGUAGAGGUAUUCAACACAGUGAACAUGCGGUACCUCUAUUUCUUUGGCUGGGGUUUCCCAAUCGUACCAAUAGUUAUUUCGCUAAUAAUUGGCUCAGGCGGUGAAAAAGGACUUGAUACUUACACAAAUGAAAACUUCUGCUGGUUAUCCUUCCACAAGCACUUGAGCUGGGCCUUCAUCGUCCCUGUGUUACUUGUGACAGUUAUCAACUUUGGGGUACUCAUGGCGGUGUUACGAGAGAUCAGGAAUCUCCAUGAACCUAAUCCCUCUAAAAUGAAGACCUUGAGAAAAACUCUGAAGUCGUUUAUCAUCUUAAGCCCUCUACUGGGUUUAACUUGGAUAUUUGGUCUCUUGGCUGUCACGGACGCAGGGUUGGAGUUCCAGUAUGUUUUUACAAUACUUAACUCCACACAGGGUAUGCUCAUUUUCCUCUUGCAUGUGCUGAGAAACAGUGAAGUUCGUGCAGCAUUCCAGCACAAAAUGUUGAAAUGGAGGUUCAACAUAUUUCACAGCAGCUCUUCCAGCCGCACUCAUGCAGAGAUGUCUGCGCAGUCCGGUGGCAAGCGAAAACGGAAAGUAGACCAUGAAGAACACAAAAAAGAGCUAAAUCAUAACACUAGACCAGGAGAACAGAUGGCAUUUAUCGUCAGACUACCUCCUCCAAGCGUUCGCUAAAACUUCAUCUACAGUUUCCUGCAUCAGUUUUUUAUUCUUCAACCCUAAGAGUGACAAGGAUCUAAUUUGUAUCUAGGGUACCACUGCUUCAUCAAACAUUAAGGAGAUUUAAAUCGAAUUAACCAUUCGAAAUUUUCUAAAUAAAUGCUAAAAAUGUUGAUCAACCAUACCACCAUUAUUCAAAAGAAAAGAGGAGCCGAAACAAUGCCACAACGCGACAAAAAUAUCUUUUUCUGUACUUCUUAGCAGUUGUUUAAAUAGAUCGCCAAGCAACGCGACAGAAAAGGAGCGAGACCACGUCAUGCUAAGAGAAAAAGGCCCGGUUACCUAAAACGUCGGCAGCGUUUGUUGUCGAAUUUUCAGCAAAAUUUAUAAUGAUUUGAGUAAAUUAGUUUACUUUGAGAAAUCUCCAGAUGGGGUUGACAUCAUAGAUCCAUAUGUACUAUUUGAUGCAGAAAAUUGAAAAAAAAAUGUAUAGAUUGUGGUAUAUUCCAAGAGAUUCUAUAAUCUCUCUUGCAUUUUCUUAUCCUUCAUCUUCAAAUUGUAAAGGGAUAUUUUAAAGUUAUCUGAUGUAUAUUAAAUAAAUGUGUUUUAAAACA